AUGUCUGCCGCAGAUAACCGCCAAAUCAAACUAGAGAAAGCUAUACGGGAUGAUGCAUUGAGUAAGCCAGUUCCGGAAACAUCAAAAGGAUUCGCUCUCAUGGCAAAGAUGGGAUUUAAGCCUGGAAUGAGCCUUGGGAAGAAGAAAGAUGUGGAAGAUCUUGGUUCAGGAAUCAAAGAGCCCAUCAAAAUGGAGGUAAAGGUUUCUCGAAGUGGACUAGGGCACGAUAGUGAACAGGAAUAUCGAGCAAAACAGAGACUAAAGCAAGAGAUGGAAAGCAUGAAAAGAAGAGCAGAGCAAGCAGUUGAGUUGAUUGAUGAUUAUCGAAAAAGAAAACGAGGCAUGUCGAAUACCAAAGAUCUCAUUCGUGACAUUAUAGCAAGCAGAAAAGUUUGCGUCGAGAUGAAUAUUGAGCAUCCUAAACAAUCAUGGUUUUGGAAAAGUUACAAGAAGCCGACUAGUACAGAUGUUCUCGAAGGGCAUCAACGUGCCGGAAGCCCUGAGGAUGAAGACCCAAGGUAUUUUUAUGCAAACGGUAAUGAGGCGCCGGAGGAAGAACGCUUUGAUGAACUUAGCGACGAAGAACUGCUUGAGAGGUACGGAAUAUAGUG
Strongylus vulgaris is the source of this 611-nucleotide messenger RNA. Lineage: Eukaryota; Metazoa; Nematoda; Chromadorea; Rhabditida; Strongylidae. The record is from the annotation of a GenBank genome assembly.